Molecule: messenger RNA, 846 nt
Organism: Dioszegia hungarica
Lineage: Eukaryota; Fungi; Basidiomycota; Tremellomycetes; Tremellales; Bulleribasidiaceae
Product: cytochrome b5-like heme/steroid binding domain-containing protein
Exons: 5
Coding region: 1-846 (281 amino acids)
Cellular component (GO): endomembrane system; membrane
Source: RefSeq, a predicted model, not a curated record
AUGUCGCAGCAGCUACCGGACGUCUACACUAACAGCGAUAUCGACAACUUUCCCGGUGCGAGGGAGCGGUCCCGACCUGGCGAAGGAGACAGGGAGGAGACAUACCCCAUGACCCACGAUGCUAAAGGCAACCCUGUCUCCUCCAAACCGGCGAAUCAAGGUGUCCUCGCCUCGCAGCGCAAACGCCUAGAGCACGAGCGCAAGCUAGCCGACCUUGCCUCUCGGCCACCUAGCGGCUCAUCCUCAAGAUACACCCCUCUCCUCCUGAUCUUCCUAUUCCUCCCCCUUCUGUCCUCAUUCCUCACCGGCACCUCGUACACGUUCCACCUGGCCCCGCACGUCGUCCCGCCCGUGAGCAAAUGGUGGCGCCUCUCCUCCAUCAACCCGAACCGCAGCACCUUACGGACUUUCACGCCACACCAGCUGAGUAGGUAUGAUGGGAAGCGGGAGGACCGGCCGUUGUAUAUCGCCCUAGCCGGAGACGUGUAUGAUGUGAGCGCGAAUAGGAGGAUAUAUGGGCCGGGAGGGUCUUACUCGAUGAUGGCCGGAAGAGACGUCAGCCGUGCAUACAUCACCGGCUGCUUCAAGACCGAUCUGACACAUGACCUCCGCGGUCUCAGCAAGAACGAUCUCCAGGCUUUGGAGAACUGGAAGAAGUUCUUCGCGUCACAUGAGCAGUACCGCCUGGUCGGACAUGUCAAGAAUCCGCCUAUCGACCCGAACUCGCCCAUCCCGCCAGACUGUAGGAAGGAUGAGGAUGGGACACAAGGGGAGGAGGAGCAGACGCAUGCGGGCAAGAAGGCGGGGCAUGGGAAGCCGGGCCCGGUCAAGGCGACGGGAAGCUGA